Gossypium raimondii (Peruvian cotton) is the source of this 3061-nucleotide messenger RNA. Its product is annotated as probable linoleate 9S-lipoxygenase 5. The record is from RefSeq and is a predicted model, not a curated record. Gene Ontology annotation, biological process: lipid oxidation. NCBI's taxonomy places the organism in Eukaryota, Viridiplantae, Streptophyta, Magnoliopsida, Malvales, Malvaceae. Gene Ontology annotation, molecular function: oxidoreductase activity, acting on single donors with incorporation of molecular oxygen, incorporation of two atoms of oxygen; protein binding; metal ion binding.
AAAAAACUAACAAAGACAUUGAAAAAGGCACUGUGAUUGGUUUGUCAUUCCCAUAUAUUUAAGUCCUUGAUGCAUUCAUCAACUCCAACUCUGCAGCAAAAACCAGUUUCCGAGAUCCUCAAAUAGAUCAUUGGGUUUUUUUUUUUUUGGGUUCUUUGGGGUAGCUUUUGCAGCUUUUUUGAUGGGGUUUUGUGGGAAACCCAAAAAGAAAGAUAAAGGCAUAAUGAAAGAGGAUGACGAGAAGAUGAAGAUCAAAGGAACAGUUGUUUUAAUGAAGAAAAAUGUAAUGGACAUGAAUGAUCUCACUGCUUCGUGUCUUGAUCGAGUUUAUGAGCUUUUUGACAGAGGUGUUUCUUUGCAGCUUAUCAGUGCUGUUUAUACCGAUCCUGCCAAUGAGAUGCGAGGGAAGCUUGGGAAACCAGCAAAUUUAGAGAAAUGGAUCACAAAGUUUACUCCAUUAACAGCAGGGGAAAUCACGUUUUCUGUCACAUUUGAAUGGGAUGAAUCCAUAGGUGUCCCUGGAGCUUUCAUAAUAAAGAACCGACACCAUAGCCAGUUCUACCUCAAGACAGUCACCUUAGAAGAUGUUCCUGGUCAUGGCAGGGUUCAUUUCGUUUGCAAUUCCUGGGUAUAUCCGACACAUCGAUACAAGUAUGAUCGAGUCUUCUUCUCUAACAAGACCUACCUUCCAUGCCAAAUGCCUGUACCCUUGCGUAAGUAUAGGGAAGAAGAGCUCGUGAAUCUCAGAGGAGAUGGAAAAGGAUGUCUCAAAGAAUGGGACAGAGUUUAUGACUAUGAUUUCUACAAUGACUUGGCAAUGCCGGACAGGGGUCAUGAUUUUCAUCGUCCAGUUCUUGGAGGAUCCUUGGAUUGUCCUUAUCCCAGAAGAGGGAGAACCGGUCGGAAACCACACAAAAAAGAUUCGAGGACGGAGAGCAGACUGUUUCUUCUAAGCUUAAAGAUUUACGUACCACGCGACGAACAGUUUAGCCUCGUGAAGUUCUCAGAUUUCGUUGCCUACGCUUUGAAAUCUUUGUUUCAGGUACUUAUCCCAGAGGUUGCAGCAUUAUGUGACAAAACCAUAAAUGAAUUUGAUUCCUUUCAAGAUGUACUUGAUCUUUAUGAAGGUGGUAUCAGACUACCAAAUGAUGCCACUCUUAAGAAGAUAAGAGAUUGUGUCCCUUGGGAGAUGAUCAGGGAACUUGUUCGUAACGACGGCGAGAGAUUGAUGAAGUUCCCGAUGCCUGCUGUUAUCAAAGAGGAUAAGUCUGCUUGGAGGACAGACGAAGAGUUUGCACGAGAAACACUCGCAGGCGUCAACCCAGUAAUCAUCAGUAGGCUGCAAGAAUUCCCCCCUGCAAGCAAGCUUGAUCCUGAAGUAUAUGGAAACCAGAAAAGUACCAUUACAAAGGAGCAUAUUGAGAGAAACAUGGAUGGAUUCACUGUGGAAGAUGCUCUAAAACACAACAAAUUGUUUAUAUUGAACCAUCAUGAUGCCUUGAUGCCUUACUUGGCAAGGAUAAAUUCCACUACCACAAAGACUUAUGCCACAAGAACUCUGUUCUUCCUACAAGAGGAUGACACGCUGAAGCCGUUAAUCGAGUUGAGCUUGCCGCAUCCGCAAGGCGACAGCCACGGAGCUGUAAGCAAAGUUUUCACCCCGGAGGAUGGUGUUGGAAGUUCGAUCUGGCAGUUGGCUAAAGCUUAUGCUGCUGUGAAUGAUUCUGGCUACCAUCAGCUCGUUUCUCAUUGGUUAAACACCCAUGCUGUAAUCGAGCCAUUUAUAAUCGCUACUAAUAGACAGCUGAGUGUGGUUCACCCUAUAUAUAAGCUUCUUCAUCCCCAUUUCCGUGAUACAAUGAACAUAAAUGCUUUGGCUCGACAGACACUCAUCAAUGCCGGUGGUGUACUUGAAUUAACAGUCUUUCCAGGAAAAUAUGCACUUGAAAUGUCAUCUGCUAUUUACAGGAACUGGGUUUUCACUGAACAGGCUCUCCCUGUUGAUCUAAUUAAGAGGGGAAUGGCAGUGCCGGAUUCGAGCUGUCCCUAUGGACUCAAAUUGAUGAUAAACGAUUACCCAUACGCCAUUGAUGGGUUAGAAAUCUGGGCCGCCAUUGAAACCUGGGUAACCGAGUACUGUUCUUUCUACUACCCAUCAGAUGAAACAGUUAAAAACGACACUGAAAUCCAAUCAUGGUGGUCGGAGGUCAAAAACGAAGGCCACGGCGAUUUAAGAAAAGAACCAUGGUGGCCGGAGAUGAACACAUUAGCUGAUCUCACCCAAGCAUGUACCAUCAUCAUAUGGAUAGCUUCCGCUUUCCACGCAGCUGUCAAUUUCGGACAAUACCCAUACGCCGGAUACCUCCCAAACAGACCAACAGUCAGCCGUCGGUUCAUGCCGGAACCAGGCACCAAAGAAUACGACGAGCUCGAAAACGACCCAGAUUUGGCUUUCUUGAAAACAAUCACCGCACAGUUCCAAACUUUACUGGGUGUAUCACUUAUAGAAGUCUUAUCAAGGCAUUCAACCGAUGAAAUAUACUUGGGGCAAAGAGAUACGGCGGAAUGGACCACCGACGAUGAACCCUUAGCGGCAUUUGAAAGAUUCGGGAAGAAACUGGUGGAAAUUGAGAGUAGGAUUAUGGAAAGAAACAAUGAUAGUAAAUUGAAGAACAGAGUUGGACCGGUGAAGGUGCCGUAUACAUUAUUGUAUCCUAGUACAUCGGAUUAUAGCAGAGAAGGUGGGCUUACAGGAGGGAAUCCCAAUAGUAUCUCGAUAUAAAGCUCUUUGCCAUUGGCAGGCUUUCCAUGGCAGGAAAGUAUCGAUUUAUGGGAAUAUAAUAGGUUUUCCUUUUUUUCUUUUUGGUGUGUAAACUUCAACCAAAAGGUAAGUUAGAGAUGUCAAAGAAUAAAUUAGAUUCAUUGCUUGUGCAGAAUUAGAUAAAUAAAUAAAGGCAGUUUCUGAAUAUGAUCGGAGAAUAUAGGGAAGAGUGGUCCAAGUGGAGAGGAUGACUUAGGGAUGCCAACUUUAUUUGGAUUUAAUCCGAUAAUUCUAGCAUUA